AUGAAGCUCUCGUAUCACCUCCUCCUUCUUGCUCUCCUUCAAUCAUCUGUGAACGGAAACAACUCGCAGCAAUGUGUCACUUCUGUCGAUGCAGCCAAUGAUUACUUUCCAGAGAAAGUGCAACCAACUGAAUCGGAACAAUGGUCCAUAGAGUACCAAAACACCUACAAGGUUCUCACCAACUCUUGGGCCAACAAGACUUACCUCCUUUACCAAUGUGGAACUGAGCCUCCGCAAAACGAGAACCAGUACGAUGCAAUCUUUUCGGUGCCAGUUCAAGGUAUCAGUCUUUCCUCGACACCGCAGGUUACCUUCAUCGAGCUCUUGAACCGACGCACAAGCAUCGCGGCCUGGGUUGGAAGCUUUGGCUUUAUUCACUCACCAUGUUUGAGCAAGAUGAUUGAUGAUGGUGAUGUUGCUACACUCCAACCGGAUGACGGAACCAAUGCUACUCUUCUUACUGACAGUGGUCUUGAGAACACUGUCUUUUUUGCUGGGGGUGACACAACUUACGAGAAUGAGGUUCAGGUUCAUGCCUACGAAGAGAACUUCAACCUUGCAACUUUUGAAUGGGUCAAAUUCUACUCGGCCUUUUUCAACCUCGAGAAGGAAGCUAACGAAAUCUUUGACGCUACAAAGACUCGAUAUGAUUGUACCGUUCAGAACGCCGGCAUCCUUUCGGCAGACCAAGAGAAAAAGCCCACUGUCCUCUGGGGAUCCUGGUGUGAAUCCUGUGGAGGCUGGUUCGUUGCCAAGUCCUGCCCAGAGUACUACUGUGAAUUUGCUGAAUCUUGUGGCGCAACUUUGCUCACUACUGAGGCUGGAAGUGUAACCACAUCCUGGGGUGUCAAUUACAUGACUACCGAAGAGUUUGUGGAAUUUGGCAAAGAUGCUGAUCACUUCAUCUAUACAGCUACUGAUGUAUUGAGUACUGUCUAUGGAACCUUUAAGGAUGACUUUGCAAAUAUGAAAGCGGUUUUGAACAACGAGGUGUACGACACUGCCGGUGCUGGACCCAAUAGUUGGUUCGAACAGCGUCUCGCUGAACCCGAUGCGAUCUUGCAAGACUUUUGUACCAUUGUUGGAACCGAGAACCCCGCAGUCCUCCACAAAUUGUCCUUUUUGAGACACGUUGACGAUGUCGUUCCCGUCAAUGGAGUGUGCGCUGACAUUGCUACUCAACUGGAACCUCUUGGAACGGAUUGCGAGGCUCUUACAGAUGCACCACAAGAAGGGAACGACGCUCCUGCUGAUCCAGCCGCUGAUGAGGACACCAAGGAAGACUCUGCUCCUGGAGCCAAGUUUGUUCUCGGAAUGGUUGGACUUCUCGCAGCUUUCUUGCUCUAG
Messenger RNA from Cylindrotheca closterium, 1347 nucleotides. The record is from the annotation of a GenBank genome assembly. NCBI's taxonomy places the organism in Eukaryota, Bacillariophyta, Bacillariophyceae, Bacillariales, Bacillariaceae.